UUCUCUAAUGAGACGUUGCAGUGUCCCUCCUCAGUGGCAAGUCUGUGGGCUAGCCUGAAAAAUUGAGGAAAGUUUUUGGAUCACGGGGGUUUUGUACAGCUGGCAGACCCUCCUCAUUGUCAGGAAGUUAUCAGUUCUCUGUCCAGCUGUGGUUUGCUCAGUCAGAAAGUUAAUGACGGUUGCUGACGGUGACACAUCUGCGCUCAUCAUGCCUGUCCGAGCAGAGUGCUGCAGUGCCACUGGCCCGGCCUGCCCAUCCUCGGCCUCGCUUGUUCCCCCUGCCCCGAUCAACACCAACCAGCCGGGGGUGGCCACGUCGCUGCUGUACAGCGGCUCACAGUUUCGUGGUUAUCAGAAGAGCAAAGGCAACUCUUACGACGUUGAAGUUGUUUUGCAGCAUGUGACUGCGGAGGACUCAUAUUUGUGUGGAUACCUGAAGAUCAAAGGCCUUACUGAGGUAAUAUCCACUCUCACAACGUUCUUUGCUGGAGAAAUUAUCAGUCAAAAAAGGCCUUUUUUAACAAGGAAGUGGGACGCAGAUGAAGAUGUGGACAGAAAGCACUGGGGCAAGUUUAAGCCUUUUUACAAAUAUGCCAAAAACUUCAACUCGGAUGACUUUGACUAUGAAGCGCUGGACAACAGUGAUUAUGUCUUUAUGAGGUGGAAGGAGCAGUUUCUAGUUCCAGACCACACUAUCAAAGACAUUAGCGGUGCCUCCUUCGCUGGCUUCUAUUACAUCUGCUUCCAGAAGUCCACAGCCACUAUCGAGGGGUACUAUUACCAUAGGAGCUCAGAAUGGUACCAGUCUCUAAACCUAAACCAUGUUCGAGAGCACAGUGUGCCCAUUUAUGAAUUUCGGUGACAAACAGACACGCACACGAGGAUUGAGUCAAGGGAGGGGACUGUCCAUACUGCCCUGCGGUUAAAUAGGACGGGAACGACAGAAAGAGCCCUUUAGUGCCAAGACUGGAGCUGGACCAGUUUUCCUCGCUGCAGGGAAAUAAACAUGUGGUCAGACACUCUUCUGGAGGACCGAAAGAGAAAGAAGGCAUGGAGACAGAAGGAGAGUUGAAAGGAAGACAAAUGAUCAACGACAGAUGGGCAGUUCUUACAGUUACUGCAGGACUGAUGUUUGCCUCGGAUUUCAUUUUUUAUUUUAAUUUGUUGGGUUAUUUUUGGUGUAAUUUCUUUGUGCUCCCAUACGAUCUGUCUUCAUGUAGUUGGGGGACAUCAAAAUAGAUUUCUGUUUUGCCUUAGUGGAGACAUGAAACAUAAUUGCUUUUAAGUUAAGUGCUUCAAAAGAAAAGGGGUUUG
Messenger RNA from Micropterus salmoides (largemouth bass), 1314 nucleotides. Its product is annotated as glucose-induced degradation protein 4 homolog. Gene Ontology annotation, biological process: negative regulation of gluconeogenesis; protein catabolic process in the vacuole; proteasome-mediated ubiquitin-dependent protein catabolic process. The transcript is spliced from 6 exons. Bases 173 to 862 code for a protein of 229 amino acids. NCBI's taxonomy places the organism in Eukaryota, Metazoa, Chordata, Actinopteri, Centrarchiformes, Centrarchidae. Gene Ontology annotation, cellular component: GID complex; extrinsic component of membrane. The record is from RefSeq and is a predicted model, not a curated record.